Messenger RNA from Anolis carolinensis (green anole), 1703 nucleotides. It is a transcript of the gene pate4, whose product is annotated as prostate and testis expressed 4. The transcript is spliced from 3 exons. Gene Ontology annotation, cellular component: external side of plasma membrane; protein-containing complex. Lineage: Eukaryota; Metazoa; Chordata; Lepidosauria; Squamata; Anolidae. The record is from RefSeq and is a predicted model, not a curated record. Bases 147 to 449 code for a protein of 100 amino acids.
AGAUCUAGAUGGACAUAAAUUCUUGACUCUAAAACCUCCCAUCUCUAAAUCUGCUGGCAGGGCUGAUCCUUCUUCUUCCUCCACCAUUGUGUCAUUGACACACACACACCUCUUCACUCUCUCUCUUCCUUAGGACAGUCCUCAAGAUGAACAAAUACCUUCUCCUGGGCUUCUCUGUUCUACUCUUCUGUGCAACUGCUCAAUCUCUUGUGUGCAGAGUUUGCAAAUAUAAACUUGGUACUCUCUGUUUCAAGUCGGAUGAGCCCUGCAGGGCCAAAGAAGGCCAGCUUUGUGAGACAACUGAGGUGUACUCGGAUAGGGCAUUGCUCUACAAAACACAUGGCUGUGGCAAAUACGCAGAGCUCUGCAACAAGACAGAGGAGCGGGAAAACGCCUUCAAGAUGGCCUACAAGCGCACCUGCUGCGAUGCUGACUUGUGCAAUGUUUGAUUUUGCCAUGCCUCUUCUUCUUAGCUGGGCUCAGACUUGGAAUUUGGGUGGCAGCUGACAUGUUUGCUAUAAAAGUUGACAGAAGUGCCUCCUUUCACACCAAGGGUAUUAUCAUUUUUAUUUAGCACUUUUAUUUCACUUUCAUUGCCAUGGCUAGACCCCAUGUUUACUAAGGCCAAGAAUUCUCUGGCUGUGAAUUCUAAGUGCCCUGCCUUGAAAUGAUUACCUCGGGAUUCUAUCGGAUGCCAUCAGGGCAGUUAAAGUAGAAUCAUAGCACUAUAACAGUUUAGUUUACCAGGAUCCCACAACAUGCAAUCAGUGUCUUCCCAAUCCCAUCCCUUCAACCUAAUGUCCCCCAAAACCACACAUGAUACUAGAGGAUGAGAAUCAUACACAUAGCAUGUGUUACUGUGUGUUUCCUGAAAUGUGUGGGAAGCAUUACUGGGAGCUUAUUCACACUACACAAUAGCGGUAUUUCCCUUUAACUGCCAUGGGACAUGUCUACACAAAUUUAAAAAACAAUAGCUUGAAUAUGGGAAAUAACUUUUUAUAGAAACUUCUUGCAUGACAUACACGUUUUGCAUUUGAUAUCUUCUUAAUUCACAUUGUAUGAGACUGGGGCUUGUUUUUUUUUCCUCUUCCAAAAAAUAGCUUAAGCUUAAACAUACUCCAUUGAGCCUCCAAAUAUCUAAUAUCACAUUAGUUACCCUGUUUCCCUGAAAAUAAGACAUCCCCGGAAAAUAAGACCUAGUAGAGGUUUUGCUGAAUUGCUAAAUAUAAGGCCUCCCCCAAAAGUAAGACCUAGCAAAGUUUUUGUUUGGAACCAUGUCUGCCAAACAGAACACCAGAGCAUGCAGAAUUGGUAAGUGUACAUACCAGUUGUACAUGGAAAUAAUGGUAGUAACAAGAAAUUCUUGAUAGGAUUCACAGUUUGUCUGGUUAUGUUGGUUUGUGAUGACAACUACUGUAUAGUAUAUAAUGUUCAUUUUUUUGUUCAACAAUAAAUGUGAAUUCUUCUUCAUUGAAAAAUAAGACAUCCCCUGUAAAUAAGACCUAGCACAUCUUUGGGAGCAAAAAUUAAUAUAAGACACUGUCAUAUUUUCGGGGAAACACGGUAUAUGGAAUGCAGUUGUACAGUGAUAUGGUCCUAUGUUUUACAUCCAUGUUUCACUUUUUGUAUGAAAUGUUAUGGCUUUCAAACAGUACUGUUUGCUAAAGUUUAGCUUGAAAGAAUCAAUAAAGUUGGUUGAUGGA